CCCAUCAUACCGUACCCUUGCCAUGGAUAGAUAUUGUGAUGUAAUUGCCACAAGCUCUCAAACUGUUCAACGGCAAGCACGUCAAUCAAAACCAACUGAUCCAUCCAGAAAACAUCAAACACCAUAUUGCGACGAUGGAACCAACCAUAGACAAAGGGAAACAACGAGAAAAUGCAGACGAGUCGCCUUCAGCACAACCGUCACUAGACUCGGAACCAGAUGCCUCCGCCGCAACGGAACAACCUCCACGAGUUAAGCUCUGGGGAGGCAUGGACGCCGAGGAUGAGAACACACUGCACAGUCUACCCUCUGUGCCAAACGUCGAUAUUCGAGCCAACCGACCUGUGCAGGGCGUUCAAGACUAUUAUCCUAGCCAAGUCUACUCGUCAUCAUCAAUGAACUACCGAUCCCCCAAUGACUGCCACCUCCUGCAGCUACCAGCAGAGCUUCUAGACAACAUACUUUCCUACCUCUGCCCGUUGGAUCUCGCCGCAGUCAGCGGGACCUGCCAUGCUCUCCACACGCGUGCCAACUCCAACUACCUCUGGCAAGCCAUCGUCCAGGACCACGUUCCCGGCGAAACCAUUACGUCUCCGUACCCAUGCAGCACAUUCCGCGACCUAUGGAUUGCCCACGAUCCCCGCUGGUUCCUCCCAAAAUACAAGAUAUGGUUCUCGGGACAGGACUUUAUGGGGAAGUUAAUCCUCGUUCGGUACGACCAGCGCAGGGGCUGCAUUGAGGGCUACCAGCUGCUGGCCAUGCGGACGAGGACUGAAUACCAACACUGGAACGACGACAGGGAGAUCAUAAUACACAACUUCGAGCCCGAGGUGAAGCUGCACCUGGACAAGCCCGCCUUGCAACUGCGGUGCGAAGGCAACACCAGCCGGGACUGGCAGUGGCACGACGAUGCGGGGAGUGACAAGAACGCCUGGAGGCGUGAUUUUGGAAACAUCAGCGUGAUACGCCCAAACUCGUCCUCCCCGCCGCCCAAGCCGAACCGCUUCGCAUCCGAAGUGCCGAUGAUAACGCCAGAGUACGGCGGAAACGCAGACGGCAUCUUUAGCAACUUCAUGCACGCCCGCCCGCUGCCCGAGGCGCAGGCCGCCCAGGCUGCCAAGACGUCGUUUCCCUAUGGCGACCUGUGGCCCCCGCCGGCCGUGCCAGCGCGGCACCGCGUGGCGGCGAACAACUUCUUCCGCGCCACGAACCGCCGCUUCUCGGGCAGCGUGGUGGGCCAGCGACCCCGCAGGCGCGCGGAGCUGUCUGAUCAGAGCUUCCGCAUCAGGAGUUGGCGCGAGAUGAGGCCUGCGCUGGCCGCUGUGCUGGGAUUGAGCGGGGUGACGAACGGUGGCGCUACGAGUAUGGUUCCCGAUCAGUUGGCAUUGUUGUUCCCUCCAGCUGGGCCGAGCCCAAGCACAGAUGGUGGUGAUAACGGCAGCGACAACGAGAGUAAUGACGGAGAGGCGGCAGAUUCAAGGGCGACGAAUGCCGACAUACUCAGCUUGCCGUUUGGUCCGCACAUUGAUGAGCAGUUGACAACAUACUCCACGCUCGACCCGGCGCUGUAUACGCCGACACCUGAGGCGCCAUGGCGGGGUAUCUGGGUCGGUGACUACAGCGGGCACGGGUGCGAGUUCCUACUCCUGAACCAGAUCAUCACAGGCACCGAGGAACACGAUUUAGACCGAGAGGAAGGGCUUACGGACGAGGAGUUCGAGGUCAAGAAGGAAGAAGCCAGGAAGUACAGGGGCAGGCUCGAAGCCAUCAAGCUCACGGGCGAUGCAAACGUGCCCCGCGGGGAGCCUACGUUCGUUGCGGAGGACCUGGGCCCUGGAGGCUUCGUGACGGUGAUUGAAGAAAAGCCGUUUACUGGCUGUAGAGUCGUCCGGAGUAAGGGGCACGUGGCACAGUCGGGAUUUAAUCUGGACAAAUACAUCGAGUCUCAGCUCAUAAUUAUUUCACACAACCGGCUGGCACAGUACUGGGUUGACUUUGGGCACAUUAGCUAUUUUGAAAGAGUCGACAUUGAUCGAUUCCCCAAGGUUACCUGAGGUUGAUUUGUGGGGACGCCAACGGCUCUGUACGUAGUUUUUUUUUGGUUAUUUCUCGUGAUAUCCGAAGUGUAUCAGUACAUUGGAUAGAAUCCCUAG
Messenger RNA from Pyricularia grisea, 2153 nucleotides. RefSeq lists its product as uncharacterized. The transcript is spliced from 3 exons. Lineage: Eukaryota; Fungi; Ascomycota; Sordariomycetes; Magnaporthales; Pyriculariaceae. Gene Ontology annotation, molecular function: protein binding. The coding region runs from base 135 to 2054 and encodes 639 amino acids. The record is from RefSeq and is a predicted model, not a curated record.